Molecule: messenger RNA, 657 nt
Organism: Asparagus officinalis (garden asparagus)
Lineage: Eukaryota; Viridiplantae; Streptophyta; Magnoliopsida; Asparagales; Asparagaceae
Product: DNA-directed RNA polymerases II, IV and V subunit 12
Exons: 3
Coding region: 207-362 (51 amino acids)
Biological process (GO): DNA-templated transcription
Cellular component (GO): RNA polymerase III complex; RNA polymerase I complex; RNA polymerase II, core complex
Molecular function (GO): DNA-directed RNA polymerase activity; DNA binding; zinc ion binding
Source: RefSeq, a predicted model, not a curated record
CUAUGAACUUAUGAAACUCUCUCACCUCUCUUUUCCUCUCGUCUCAAACUUCUCUCGUCUCUCUUCCCUAUAACUCACAAAGUUUUAGAAGUUUUCUUAAACUUACAAAGUACCAAGGGGUUUCGUGAAAAACAAAAUUUCGUCCAGUCCAACAGAGGGAGGUCGAACGAUUUCACGCAAACAGCCGCCUUUCCUUUCUCUGAUCCAUGGAUCCUCAGCCGGAGCCCGUAAGCUAUCUCUGCGGAGAUUGUGGGAUGGAGAACACUCUGAAGCCUGGCGACGUGAUCCAGUGCAGGGAGUGCGGCUAUCGCAUCCUUUACAAGAAGCGCACUCGAAGAAUUGUGCAGUAUGAAGCGCGUUGAAGAAAAUGAGAGAAGCUAUCGAGAUUCUGAAAUUCUAUCAUCAAACAUGAAACAUGCAACUGUUUGUAUGUGUUUGAAAACUGUUGUAGGUGAGUAAAUGAGAGAAGGUAUUGGAUAAUCUGAAAUUCUAUCAGCAAACAUGAAGCAUAUAACUAUUUAUAUGUGUUUGUUUGAAAACCGUCAUUGGUGAGUAAUAAGGUAAUGGCUUAUGAAGAUGAGAAACUUGUUCAUUACUACUAUAUAUGUACUGGUUCAACAAUUCAGUGUUCUACAUUCAUGUGGAGUAUUUUGGACU